Leptopilina heterotoma is the source of this 2318-nucleotide messenger RNA. RefSeq names its product F-box-like/WD repeat-containing protein TBL1XR1-B (gene ebi). The record is from RefSeq and is a predicted model, not a curated record. Lineage: Eukaryota; Metazoa; Arthropoda; Insecta; Hymenoptera; Figitidae. Gene Ontology annotation, cellular component: histone deacetylase complex. The transcript has 6 exons. Gene Ontology annotation, molecular function: transcription corepressor activity; protein binding. Gene Ontology annotation, biological process: regulation of transcription by RNA polymerase II. Bases 120 to 1658 code for a protein of 512 amino acids.
UCUUGGAUUUGCAUAUAAGUCAGAUUCGCUUCCAAUUCUUCUUUUAUUGUUGUUUUAAUUAAUCAGGACGUUAUAAAUGUUAUUUUAAUUGUGAAAAUUUCACAGAGAAACCAGAAACAAUGAGUUUCUCAAGUGACGAAGUGAAUUUUUUGGUCUAUCGAUACCUACAAGAAUCUGGAUUUCAACAUUCAGCGUGGGUGUUUGGUAUCGAGUCUCACAUAUCACAAAGCAAUAUAAAUGGAGCUCUUGUGCCACCAGCUGCUUUGUUAUCCAUUAUUCAAAAAGGGUUACAAUACACCGAGGCUGAAAUAUCAAUCAGUGAAGAUGGCACAGUUCAAAGAAUGGUCGAAUCUUUAUCGCUCAUUGAUGCCGUGAUGCCGGAUGUCGUUGCCACACGGCAAAAUCAACAAAAUCAACAGAAGCAACAAGUUAAAACGGAAGUACAAGACACAAAUGGAGAGGAAGUUGUUACGUCGAAUGAAGGCGUUGGGGCAAAUGAUAGAGCGGCUGAUAGAUCAGAAAUGGAAGUUGACGAUCAUCAACAGGGAGCGAGCGCUGCGGCGUCAGUGAAUGCAGUGGAAAUACCCCCGAGUAAAGCAAUGAAAUUACGUGGUCAUGAAUCGGAGGUGUUUAUUUGCGCCUGGAAUCCAACGAUGGAUUUAUUGGCAUCGGGCUCAGGAGACAGUACCGCGAGAAUAUGGGACAUGUCGGACAAUACGACUUCGCCUAAUCAGCUGGUUCUUCGUCAUUGCAUACAAAAGGGCGGCGCCGAAGUCCCAAGUAACAAAGAUGUUACGAGUUUGGAUUGGAAUUGCGAUGGCACCCUUUUGGCAACGGGUAGUUAUGAUGGUUACGCACGCAUAUGGACAACAGAUGGUAUAUUGGCCUCAACUCUGGGUCAACAUAAAGGACCAAUAUUCGCACUGAAAUGGAAUAAAAAGGGAAAUUAUAUUUUGAGUGCUGGUGUUGAUAAAACGACAAUUAUUUGGGACGCCGCUAGUGGCCAGUGUACACAGCAAUUCAGUUUUCAUUGUGCGCCCGCACUUGACGUCGAUUGGCAAACGAAUACAUCGUUCGCGAGUUGCUCGACCGAUCAGUGCAUUCACGUGUGCAAACUGAAUGUCGAUAAACCAAUAAAAAGCUUUCAGGGCCACACUAAUGAAGUGAACGCGAUAAAAUGGGAUCCGCAGGGAAAUUUGUUGGCGAGUUGUUCGGACGAUAUGAGUUUGAAAGUGUGGUCAAUGAAGCAAGACACAUGGGUGCAUGAUUUACAAGCGCAUAGUAAAGAAAUUUACACUAUUAAAUGGUCGCCGACAGGUCCUGGAACUCGAAAUCCAAAUAUGAAUUUAACAUUGGCCAGUGCAUCGUUCGAUUCAACGGUGAGAUUAUGGGAUGUCGAAAAAGGCGUUUGCACUCAUACUCUCACAAAACAUACGGAGCCAGUUUAUAGUGUUGGUUUCAGUCCUGAUGGUAAAUUUCUUGCCAGCGGAAGCUUCGAUAAGUGUGUACACAUUUGGUCAACACAGAGCGGACAGCUCGUACACAGUUACAAGGGAACUGGUGGCAUUUUUGAAGUAUGCUGGAAUAGUCGUGGUGACAAAGUUGGAGCAUCUGCAAGUGAUGGCAGUGUAUUUGUACUUGAUCUUCGUAAACUGUGAUUACAAUCGACCGGUUAGGUUUGCUGAACAUUUUUUCUUUUUUUAAAUUUCAAUUCGUGAGAGACAAUUUAUACAAUGAAAUUCUAUUUUAUUUCAACUUUUAAUGUUUCCAUUGUACAUAUUGUACGAUUUUUAUCUCUCGAAAAAAAAACUCUUUUUAAGUACAACCUAAUCAAGAAAAAGUGGUUUACUUUGACUGACAUAUUUUCUUUCUGUUUCUUUUUUUUUAAUUUAAUUUUUCUCAUUCUUCUUUCAACAAAUUAUAUUAUUAUAUAUAUAUCCUCAAUGGAAAAAAUUUGAUUUACAAUUGUCUAUGAUUAGUUUUUUGUGAAAUUAUAUUAAUAUUUAGAAGAAAACAAGAAAAAUUGAAGGAGAAACUAGUGAAGGAUAAAGGGGAAAAUUAAUUUAUAACAAAUUUUUGUUUUAUAAUGGAGGAAAAAAAAGAUGAAGAAUAAAUUUCUUUUUAUUCGUAAAAAACGAGAAAAUUAAGAAUUAUUUAGAAAUAAGUUAUAAGAUUUUUCAAAAUGUGGUAGAUUUUUUUUACAUUUAUUAUCGGACGUUUAUUUUAUAUUUAAUGAAAAAAAUCUAGAUGUAAUUCAUUGUAAUGUUAAUAAUGAGUAUUAAGGCACAUAUAUUAGAUUAAUAAAGUUUUUUAAUGAA